Messenger RNA from Seriola dumerili (greater amberjack), 3099 nucleotides. RefSeq names its product synaptonemal complex protein 1-like. The record is from RefSeq and is a predicted model, not a curated record. Gene Ontology annotation, cellular component: central element; synaptonemal complex; male germ cell nucleus. Bases 1 to 3078 code for a protein of 1025 amino acids. Gene Ontology annotation, molecular function: double-stranded DNA binding. Lineage: Eukaryota; Metazoa; Chordata; Actinopteri; Carangiformes; Carangidae. The transcript has 33 exons. Gene Ontology annotation, biological process: synaptonemal complex assembly; lateral element assembly; meiotic DNA repair synthesis.
AUGACGCCAGAUCUUCGGAUGAUGGAGAGAAACCAAGGUUUUAACUUCAAGCUGUUGGUGCCCCCCAGGUUGAAUAAUGGACAGGUAUGUGCUGUUAGACCUCAGGAAAUUGUUGAGAGUUGUGGUGACUUCAUGAAUACAUUUCAGCAGGGUUACAGUAGGUGUUUUGACAAAGGACAAAACAUGCCUUUCCCAAAUACAAGCCUGGUCACACCAACUAAACCAAUCAGACAAGACUUUCCCAAUAUGAAAGUUGUGCCACCAAUGGAAAAAGACGAGAAUAAUUGCAAUCCUGGACAGCUUUGUUCCAAGCUCUUUGAGGAAGUUGAGAAAAUGAAGUGUUGGAAGGUCAAAGUUGACUCUGACACUGUGCAAAAGGAGAGAAGACUCCAAGAAAACAAAAGGACAAUAGAAACUCAGCGCAAAGCCAUUCAAGAGUUACAGUUUGGAAAUGAAAAUCUCAGCAUAAAGCUGGAGGAACAAAUAAGUGAAAAUGAGGAUUUGAGGAACAAAAACAAUGCAACCAGGAACUUGUGUAAUAUACUGAAAGACACUUGUCAGCGGUCAGCUAAGAAUAUGCAGCUGUUUGAAUCUGAAAGAGAGGAAACACAUCACCUGGUUAUGGAAAAUAGUGAGAGCAUUCAGAAACUGAUUGCAGCAUUCGAAAGCCUUCGUAUUCUAGCAGAAGCUGAUCAACAAGAGAUGCAGAAAGUGAAAGAGGGCUUGCUGCAAUUUGAAGAGCUAAAAGAGAAAUAUUGUCAAGAAUAUGCCAUGAAGGAGGAAGAGGUGGCUGGGCUUCAGAUAAAGCUUAAGAAUACGGAAAGUGGACUAGAGAAAGUCCUGCUUGACCUCCAUGAAACCCAAAAGCAUUGCAAACAACUCCAAGAGACAACAAAUCAACAAAAUGAACUUCUCAAAAGCUCAAAAGCUGAACAGGAAUCCCUUCUUCAACAACUGCACACUGCUGAGCAGAGCUAUGAAGAAACUCAGAAAAAUCGUGAAGCUAUUGCUGCAGCCCUGGAACAAAGUAAAGAAGAAUAUGCACAGAUCAUCCAAAGCAAAGACUUAAGCUUGCAGGAGCUCAGCAGAGUUAAAAAUCAACAAGCAGAGAAGCUGGAGCAGAUUCAGACAACCAUUAAAGAGCUACAGGAUUCAUUAGCCCUAGAGAUACAGAGGGCCAAAGAACUGGAGGAUAAACUAAUGGCAAAAAACAACGAACUUGAAAGGAGAAACACACUUUUACGAGAGACCAUGGACCAGAGUGCAAAGAAAGAUGGGCAGAUCAAAAUCCUUGGAGAUGAACUGGACAUCAAAUUAAAAUCCAUUGAGUCCAUGAAGGGUAAGAUUGAUGUAACUGAAGUCAGAGUGGAGGAACUCACAACAAAGCUUUCAAAGAGAACCGAAGAGGUCAAACUAUUUAAGAAUGAAGCAGAGAUGGCCUUUGCUCGAAAUGAUCUACUUAAGAAGGCUUGUGAAGCUGCUGAAAAGGCAAAAGAAGAUUUAAAGGAGAAGUCAACUGAGACAGAGAUCAAAGUGCAGGAGCUAGAGGCAGAGUUGUUUACUGAAAUAAAGAAAAAUAAAGAACACACCUUUCAAAUGGAGCAACUGAGGAAUGACAUUACACUGCAUAAAGUAAAGUAUGAAGAGCUAUUAUCCAACUUUAAUGAGCUUCAGUCUGAGAAGAUGGCCAUUCAACAGCAGUUUGAGAGUGAAUCCUCUAGUGUGAAAGCUGUUGAGGCAAAUAUGAAGGUGAGCGAGGAGAAGACUGUGAAGCUCACAAGAGAAAUUCAUAGACUCAAAGAAGAAAACCAAUGUUUACGAGAGGAAGCAAACUCCAUUAAAACCAAAAUCCAAGAGAAAUGUCAAGAAACUGAGACUCUGCACAAGAAAAUGGAAGAAAAUUAUGAACAUCUGCAGGAGAAAAUUACAGAAAAAGAAAAACAGAUCAAAGCUGUUGAAACAAAGGUAAUUAAAAAAAAAACACAAAUAAAAAUGCUUUCACUUGUAUAUUUUCAGAAUAAAAUACUGAAGAAACAAAUAACAAAGGAGAUUGCAAAAUCCAGUCAACUUGAAAAUGUGAUCAGCAGUCUUCAUGAUGAGUCCCAGAACCUUGAAAAACUGAAUGAGGAAAUCCAUCAGAAAUUGCUCAAGGAUCUUGAGUACAAAUCCACCUUUGCAGCAGAACUUGAGAAUGAGGUACAAAAGAUCAAAUUAACAGCAGCAGAGGCCAUCAAGAACAAGGAAGAUGCAGAACUUAAGUGUCAACACAAGAUAGCGGAUAUGAUUGCACUGAUGGAGAAACACAAGAGCCAGUAUGACCGGAUCGUUGAAGAAAAGGAUGCAGAGCUUGAUGAGAACAAGAAGAAAGAGAAGGAGGCUGUGUCCCAGAGGAAAUCACUGGAGUUGGAUCUUUCAAAACAUAAGACUGAAAAUGAGCAGUUGAAGAAACAGCUGAAGACUGAAACAACAAAGAAGGAAAACCUGCAGAAGGAGCUAACUGAUUUGAAGAAAGAAAUGUCAUCAAUGGAAAUCACUCAGGUGUCAGAAGCAGAGAACAAGCAGUCACCUGCCUCAAACUAUAAACAAGGACGAUGUUCAGAGACUCCAAAAGACAGUGCUUCAAAGAGACGCAUAUUUGAAUUCUCCAAGACCAGGAAAACUCCCUCCUACUGCAAAGAUAAUGGAAGUGCUGCAGUUAUGAAGAAUGCUGAAUCUGACACUGAAUCCCUCAGAAAGUCAUGUGGAACAACACCAAAGAACAAGGAUGCUCACACUGAAGACCUGAAAACCCCGAGUAUGACAAACAGGGUUGGCGGAACAUCAAAGAUCAAAUCCUACAGGAUAAGGACACCACCUUCCGCUGAAAAAGCAGCACACUGGGGGAAGAGCACCUUUGAGUUUGACCCCAAGUCUGACAGCUCUGAUCAAAAUGAUCUAUUGAUCCAGAGCCCUGUCACUAAAUCACCAGGGAGCUUGUUGAAGCUAGCUGCAAUGAAAAGGAUGAGAGAUGCUUGUUGGACCGCAGUGACAGGUGGUGACAAGAAAAGGAAGAAAAACAAUGAGAAGAUCUUUGCAUAAGUAGUGCUGUUACAGGUCAGA